Molecule: messenger RNA, 4040 nt
Organism: Tarenaya hassleriana
Lineage: Eukaryota; Viridiplantae; Streptophyta; Magnoliopsida; Brassicales; Cleomaceae
Product: DENN domain and WD repeat-containing protein SCD1
Exons: 31
Coding region: 180-3740 (1186 amino acids)
Biological process (GO): regulation of Rab protein signal transduction
Cellular component (GO): cytoplasmic vesicle
Molecular function (GO): protein binding
Source: RefSeq, a predicted model, not a curated record
GAGAGAGGGGAAUAGCUGAAUCGAAGCAACUACUUUCCCAUCAUCGUCAAACCAAGAUUUUGAUCUGGCCGUCAUCUGUACUGCAAUUUUCUGCGCAGCAGGAGCAACGAAUUCCGAUCAUGUUGAAUAAGGUUUAGAUCUCGAAUUCGUCCGUGAGAGAGGAUCCCUUGACGACGAAAAUGGGUCGUAUUUUCGAGUAUUUCGUGGUUUGUGGACUCGGCCCGGAGAUUCGUACCCUGGAUGGUGAUAUAGGGUUCCAUGGGACGCAGACAUUGUACUUGCCUUCGCUUCUCGACCAGUUCCCUCCGUCGGAUCACUCCCUCUACCCUCCUCCUCCUCCCCAGCUUCCUACUUGUGUUCUACCUGCUGGGGUGGAGUUUCAUUCAUCUGGGUUUGAUUCCAGUGAUCCUGCUAGUUUUCCUCGAAGCUAUCCUAUUGUCUUGACAGAGGGUGAUGGCUCAAAAAUAUAUGUCAGCUGCAUUGCAUUCCGGGAUCCAGUCGCAGAGGAUAUUAUUGAAGCUUACCGUUUACCACCUAAGGUGUAUGCAGACAAGUGUAUCUGUCUCGUUUCUCACUCACCCAGUUUUCGCAUACUUCGAAAUGCUCUUGAAGAGAUUUUUGCUCUUUGCUUCUCCUCAGAAGGAAGCAGCAAGCCACUGUGGGAUGUUAUCGCAUAUAUGGUAUCUAAUGUACCAUUACCGACUCCUGGAAAAGAUCGAGUCUUGUUUGCUGUUGAGAAUUGCCUGCUCUCUGUGGAAGCUCCUCCCGAGGACAGUCUUCCCCAUGCAGAUAUAUCCUUCCAACCCCUUGUACAAUGCUUGGAUGUGGACAACUUGAUUAAACUAUUCACAGCUGUGUUAGUUGAACGACGGAUUCUACUUCGAUCAAACAAGUACUCACUUUUGACUCUGGUGUCAGAAGCCAUAUGUCAUUUAAUUUAUCCUUUCAGAUGGCAGCAAGUCUACAUUCCAUUACUAUUUUUCAGUGGAGUAGACUACAUUGACGCGCCCACCCCAUACAUGAUGGGUCUUCAUUCUGGUGUUGAUACAUCAAAUCUUGCUAUGGAUGGUGUUGUAGUUGUGGAUCUUGAAUUCAACCAAAUCACCACAUCAGAGGAAAUACCUCCCAUACCAGAGCCUGAGCUAAGCUCUUUGCGCAACGAAAUCUUGAAACUACUGUACCCUAAUGUUGUGGAAAUCGACCACUUAAAGGGCUUUGGUAGUUUUGUUGAGCAGUGUCCUAAAAGCCUUAGCAAACCUUGGGCUGAGGAUCAUGACCUUCAGCUCAGGUUAAUAUUUUUGAAAUGUUUUGCAUCGAUCUUGGGUGGCUACCGCAACUUCAUAGAAAACAAAGUCUUUAGCACUGAUGCAUUUCUGAAGAGGCGCUCUCGGUCCACCAACCAGCCACCAGAGCCUAUGUUGGUUCAAUUCUUGGGUUCCUUGGCUUUUCUAGAUUAUCUUGAGAGACGUCUAGGUUCUGAUGAGAACAACAAUAAUAAUCUGCUUGAGAAAUUACAAGAUGCAAUGGGAAGGGGUCAAGAUGUUUUGUCGAUUCUUCCUAAGUCUUCUAUGGAGCCUGAGAUGAUCACAAUUGCAGAGCCUGAUGUUGAAGAAUCAGACAGCAGAUAUACAUACGAUAGGUUUCCUGCAAAUGUUCGGUCAGAGGAACAAGAAGAGAAGCGAAAACAGAUUCUUGCAGCAGCAAGCGGAGCUUUGGAGUCCACGGGAAAGCAGUCUCCGAGCUCACCGCUGGGGAAAAUAUCCAAAGAAGACAGUCUCAGUUCAAUAGAGAGAGCUGCAGAGAGAGAACGAAUGGUCUUGGAUAUACAAGUCAAGCUGCAGGGAUUGUGGCUACGUCUUCUGAAACUGGGUGCAACAGAUGAUCCUCUUUCAUCAUUUGAAUAUGGCACAAUCCUGGCUCUGAUUGAAUCUGAUGCUGAGGGGAUUGGUGGGAGUGGCUUUGUUGAGUGUAUCAGGGAGCAUCUCUAUUCGGGUUGGCAUGGUCAAUUGACUGAGGAGCAGUUCAUUGCUGUCAAAGAAUUGCUGAAAAUGGCCGUCAGCCGAGCUAUCUCGAGAAAUGAUGUCUCAACUAUUCGGGAUGCACUGGAAGUUUCUGCAGAAAUGUUCAAGAAGGAUGUCAAUAAUGUCUCAGACUAUGUGCAGCGCCAUCUCAUCUCUCUACCAAUCUGGGAGGACUUGCGAUUCUGGGAAGGUUACUUUGAGUAUCUCAUGGAGCAGCCUGCAAAUGAAUCGGUGAAUUAUGCAGCUUUGGUCACAGCAAGGCUGAUAAUAGUGGCAUCACAUAUGGUGAGCUUGGGUCUUCCUGAUACGGAGGCUUGGUAUAUGAUUGAAACAAUAGCAGAGAAACAGAAACUUGGAUACAAGCUACUGAUAAAACUCAGAGGAUUCCUGUCACAUAUUCAGCAACUGCGUACCGGUUACUGGGGUGUCUAUUCCGCUAAGCAGCAAUCAAUUGUUUCUGGAUUGCCAUCCCCGCGUCCAAAAGACGCCUUGGAUGAAACUCAGCAACCUGCAGAAGCUUCUGGAAGGAGUUGGGUUCAAAGCAUGUUUAGCAGGGAUUCAGCGUCAAGAGCAAACUCUUUCAGUCGUGUUCGUAAAUGGGUUUCUGAUAAUGCUUCUUCAGACAUAACUGCUGCUGCUCAGAAGAAAAUUCCGACCAAUGUACGUGUUCUUAAGGGUCAUGGUGGUGCUGUCACUGCUUUGCACUCAGUGACUAGAAGGGAAGUCUGGGAUCUUGUAGGUGAUCGUGAAGAUGCUGGGUUCUUCAUCAGUGGAAGCACAGACUGUUUGGUUAAAAUCUGGGAUCCGAGUUUGCGUGGUUCUGAACUCCGAGCAACCCUGAAAGGACAUUCUGGAACUGUUCGUGCUAUAAGCUCGGACAGAGUAAAGGUGGUAUCAGGAUCGGAUGAUCAAUCUGUCAUCGUAUGGGACAAACAAACAACUCAGCUUCUAGAAGAACUGAAAGGACACGAUGCACAGGUAAGCUGUGUGAGAAUGCUUUCGGGCGAGCGUGUCCUGACAGCUGCACAUGACGGAACAGUUAAGAUGUGGGAUGUCCGAACUGACACAUGUGUAGCCACGGUUGGUCGAUGCUCCAGUGCUAUCCUUUCAAUCGAAUACGAUGACUCCACAGGAAUCUUGGCUGCUGCUGGCAGAGACACGGUUGCGAAUAUCUGGGAUAUCCGUGCUGGAAAGCAGAUGCACAAGCUCAAAGGACAUACAAAAUGGAUACGAUCAAUUCGAAUGGUCGGAGACACCUUGAUCACUGGAAGUGAUGACUGGACGGCAAGAGUGUGGUCUGUUUCCCGAGGGUCAAUUGACACCGUUUUGGCAUGCCAUGCCGGACCAGUACUAUCUGUCGAAUACUCUACGCUAGAUCGAGGAAUAAUCACAGGCUCGGCCGAUGGGUUGCUCCGCUUCUGGGAAAAUGAUGAUGGUGGUAUAAAAUGCAUGAAGAACGUAACACUCCAUAACGCAUCGAUACUAUCAAUCAAUGCUGGUGAGAAUUGGCUAGGAAUCGGAGCAGCUGAUAAUUCCAUGUCUCUCUUCCACCGUCCUCAAACUGCCGGAACCAAAAUAUCCGGCUGGCAACUUUACAGAGUACCCCAACCAACUGCCGCUGUGGUGAGAUGUGUGGCGUCGGAUCUCGAGCGGAAACGGAUCUGCAGCGGCGGCAGAAAUGGUGUUCUCCGGCUGUGGGAUGCAACCAUCAACAUCUGAUCUCUCUCUCUCUCUCUCUCUCUCUCUCUCUCUCUAUAUAUAUAUAUAUAUAUAUACCCCCUUUCACACCCUUCACACUCCCAUUUUGUAUCUUUGUUAUGUUUGCCUCUACUGGUAUCUCACUUUUUUCAGUACUUUGGUCUCCGUUGUGUUGUUUAUGCCUAAUUCAGAGCAAGACAUUGUUGUGGUUAGAUGGAAUUUUUGUAUUAUUUUUUUUUUUGUUUUUUUUGGUAAUCUUCUUUGUUUUGUUAUAUGAUUCUUGUGUUGAUUGAUUAAUCACACCAUGGGAUUCAAUGCAUU